This is a messenger RNA of Drosophila rhopaloa, 2897 nucleotides long. It is a transcript of the gene Cul2, whose product is annotated as cullin-2. Gene Ontology annotation, molecular function: ubiquitin protein ligase binding. Gene Ontology annotation, cellular component: Cul2-RING ubiquitin ligase complex; SCF ubiquitin ligase complex. Lineage: Eukaryota; Metazoa; Arthropoda; Insecta; Diptera; Drosophilidae. The coding region runs from base 190 to 2451 and encodes 753 amino acids. The transcript has 9 exons. The record is from RefSeq and is a predicted model, not a curated record. Gene Ontology annotation, biological process: protein ubiquitination; SCF-dependent proteasomal ubiquitin-dependent protein catabolic process.
GCACCAAUAACAACAUAUCGAUAUAUCGAUAUCGUCCCCGUCUGACGACCCAUUUUACGAUAGCAAAAAAAGUGCAAAAAAACCAAAUUCUCGGCGUAAUUUAUUAGUAAAUAGCGUAGUUAAGCAGCAGCAGAACCUCCACUUCCAUCCCCAGACGGACCCAGGACCCAGGAUCCAGACCCAGUCGAGAUGUCGCUCAAGCCCAAGAUAGUGGAGUUUGUCGAUGUUUGGCCGCGCCUGCGCUGCAUCGCAGAGUCGGUGAUAACGCUCACCAAGGUGGAGCGCUCGGUGUGGAAUACAAGCUUCAGCGACGUUUACACGCUGUGCGUGGCGCAGCCGGAACCGAUGGCCGAUCGCCUCUACGGUGAGACAAAGCACUUCCUCGAGCAGCACGUCCAGGAGAUGCUGGCCAAGAAGGUGUUGAUCGAGGGCGAAGGUUCCAACUCCAAUGGAGGGCCGGACCUGCUUCAUCGCUACUACACUACCUGGAUGGAAUACAGCCAGGGCAUUAAGUAUCUGCACCAGUUGUACAUCUACCUAAACCAGCAGCACAUCAAGAAACAGAAGAUCACCGACACGGAAUCGUUUUACGGCAAUUUAUCCAGCGAUGCUGCGGAACAAAUGGAGAUUGGCGAGCUAGGACUGGAUAUUUGGCGACUGUAUAUGGUCGAGUUUCUGGCCAGCGAACUAGUGCGUCACAUUCUUGAGGGAAUUGCCGCAGAUAGGGCUAGCAAUGGCACACUGGAUCACCAUCGCGUGCAGAUCAUCAACGGGGUGAUACACAGUUUCGUGGAGGUACAGGACUACAAGAAAACAGGCUCGCUGAAGCUCUACCAGGAGCUCUUUGAGGGUCCCAUGCUGGAUGCAAGUGGCACCUAUUAUACAGACGAGGCGAACAAGCUGCUUCAGCGCUGCUCAGUAUCUGAGUAUAUGCAGGAGGUUAUCCGAAUACUGGAGUAUGAAAACCGGCGAGCACAGAAGUUUCUGCAUGUGAGUUCCCUGCCAAAGCUGCGCAAAGAGUGCGAGGAAAAGUUCAUCAACGACCGAUUGGGCUUCAUCUACUCGGAAUGCCGCGAAAUGGUGUCCGAGGAGAGGCGCCAAGACCUGCGCAACAUGUACAUCGUGCUCAAGCCCAUACCCGACAAUCUGAAGUCCGAGCUUAUUACGACUUUUCUGGAUCACAUCAAAAACGAGGGUCUGCAGACCGUUUCUGCCUUGAAGGGCGAGAACAUCCACAUUGCGUUUGUGGAGAAUAUGUUAAAGGUGCACCACAAGUACCAGGAGCUCAUAGCCGACGUCUUCGAAAACGAUUCUCUCUUCCUUAGUGCGUUGGACAAAGCAUGUGCCAGUGUUAUAAAUCGCCGGCCCACCGAACGGCAGCCGUGCCGCAGCGCGGAAUAUGUGGCCAAAUACUGUGAUACGCUACUGAAAAAGUCCAAGACCUGUGAGGCAGAGAUCGACCAAAAGCUUACCAACAACAUAACCAUAUUCAAAUACAUCGAGGACAAGGAUGUGUACCAGAAGUUCUAUAGCCGACUACUGGCUAAGCGCCUUAUCCACGAGCAGAGCCAGAGCAUGGAUGCGGAGGAGGGAAUGAUCAACCGAUUGAAACAAGCCUGCGGAUAUGAAUUUACCAAUAAACUACAUCGAAUGUUUACGGAUAUUUCGGUAUCUACAGAUUUGAAUAACAAGUUCAAUACUCACCUAAAGGAUAACAAUGUGGACUUGGGCAUUAAUCUCUCCAUUAAAGUACUGCAGGCGGGCGCGUGGCCUUUGGGAUCCACGCAAGUCAUACCAUUCGCAGUACCACAGGAAUUUGAAAAAUCUAUUAAAAUGUUCGAGGAUUAUUAUCAUAAAUUGUUUAGUGGUCGCAAGUUGACUUGGCUUCAUCACAUGUGCCAUGGGGAACUUAAGUUGAGCCAUUUAAAAAAGUCCUACAUCGUGACUAUGCAAACUUACCAAAUGGCGAUAAUUCUUCUGUUCGAGACGUGCGAUAGUCUGAGUUGUCGAGAGAUCCAGAACACACUGCAGCUGAACGAAGAAACGUUUCAAAAGCACAUGCAGCCUAUGAUCGAGUCAAAGCUGUUGAAUGCCAACUCAGAGAAUCUCGCCGGGGAGACUCGAAUAGAAUUGAAUUUGGAUUACACAAAUAAACGUACAAAAUUUAAGAUAAGUUCGGCUUUGCAAAAGGAAACGCCACAGGAGGUGGAGCACACUAUCAACUCUGUGGAUGAGGAUCGAAAAUUGUUCCUGCAAGCCGCAAUUGUCAGAAUUAUGAAGGCGCGCAAGGUCUUAAAGCACAAUGCGCUAAUACAAGAGGUUCUCUCCUUAUCGAAAGUAAGCUUUACGCCCAACAUUGCAAUGAUCAAGAAAUGCGUGGAAUCAUUAAUUGACAAACAAUAUAUUGAGCGAACCGCGAAUUCAGGAGAUGAAUAUAGCUACAUGGCCUAGGCUGUGGCAGAGAUUAUUUAAUCUAAACACUAAUUAAAUCCCCAGACCAGCACCCGAAGACACAAGGAGAAAUUGUUAAACAGUCGGCUUAUUUUGUCUUAAAAAACCUCAUACAUAUAAAGGAUUUAAGCAAACUACUUACAUCCGCAUGUUUACAAUAUUCUUAUAAAGAGCAAAACGGAGCAAAUGAAUUGUGUAGCAAUUUGGAUUUGGUUUUUUAUGAUCCUAGCAUAUUGGAAUGAAGGAUGUGUGGGGAUCGAUCGAUGUUACUGAUACUUUUAAUUUAGUUUAGCUAGUUGCCCCAUUUUGAUUUAAUGCGUGUGUCCUUUAUAUUUGUAGAUAUAUCCCUUUUAUGUAUUCUAUAUUUAUUUGGCUUUAUGCACACAUGCAAGAAGCUGAAUAAAUUGCUGAAAAAUGUAUAAUAAAACCGAAAACAAAAUUUUGAA